Messenger RNA from Ictalurus punctatus (channel catfish), 3553 nucleotides. It is a transcript of the gene kdm2ba, whose product is annotated as lysine (K)-specific demethylase 2Ba. Gene Ontology annotation, biological process: protein demethylation; regulation of transcription by RNA polymerase II. Lineage: Eukaryota; Metazoa; Chordata; Actinopteri; Siluriformes; Ictaluridae. The record is from RefSeq and is a predicted model, not a curated record. Bases 261 to 2528 code for a protein of 755 amino acids. The transcript has 12 exons. Gene Ontology annotation, molecular function: histone demethylase activity; DNA binding; zinc ion binding.
CUCCAGGCGCGUCACUUCAUGAAUAUGCAAAUUACAGCAGGCGUCAGGCUAGUCUGUGCUGCUAACAAACAGCGAGCUAGGCUAGUUAGACAGAGAGCGCAGAGAUAUAGCGAGAAAACGAGGCAGAACAAAUAAAAGAAGAGAAAGAAGAGAGAGAGAGAGAGAAAGGGAAUAUCAGUGUGUGUAGAUACAGGAGCGGGAAAGAGGUGGUUUCCGCCAUGAUUAUGUGUUUGUAGGACUGGCGAUGAAAUCGAGUAGCCAUGGCCAUGUCUCUGAGUGCAGACGAUGAAGAUUACGACUCGGACACAGCCGAACAGCAAAGGCCAGCUAACAGGCCCAAAGCCAAGAUGGCGUCCACGCCCACGGCGUCCACGCCCACUACGUCGACAUCGUCGUCUUCGGCGGGGGGCGUGGUCAAGCUGCCGUCCAAUCGGAGCUCGUCGGGGGCGCGGCGGAGACGUACACGCUGCAGGAAGUGUGAGGCGUGUGUGAGGAGCGAGUGUGGAGAGUGUCACUUCUGUAAGGACAUGAAGAAGUUCGGGGGACCGGGACGCAUGAAACAGUCCUGCAUCAUGAGGCAGUGUAUCGCUCCCGUUCUGCCCCACACAGCGGUGUGUGUGGUGUGUGGAGAAGCCGGUAAAGAGGACACGCUGGACGAUGAGGAGGAGAAAUUUAACGCCAUGCUAAUGGAGUGCUCCAUCUGCAACGAGAUCGUCCACCCUAACUGCCUAAAGGUGAAGGAUGCAGCAGGGGUAGUGAACGACGAGCUCCCUAACUGCUGGGAGUGUCCCAAAUGUAACUACGCAGGGAAGACUGGGAAAGCCUGCAAGCAAAAACGAGGCCCAGGAUUUAAGUACGCGUCCAACCUGCCGGGCUCGCUGCUGCGGGAGCAGAAAUCCACACGGGACGGUAAGGACGAGGGCGAGCGCAGGAGGGCCGAGAGGGACGACACUCCCAGGAUGCCCUGUGAAGACACGCCCACGCUGCUGAUGCCCAGAGACAUGCCCCGCCCCCGACCCGACAUGCCCAACUUCCUCAGGAAGAAGAAGAAACUAUUUGAUGAUGACGAUGAGGAAGAAGAUGCUAGCGCAAAGAAGAAGCUGAAGAAGCCGUGGAAGCCGGAGGAGUCGUUACUGCCGAAGAUGUCCUCGAUGAAGAUGGAGGAAGAUGAACAGUCAGAGGCAGAGGAAGAGAAAGAGGAGGAGAACAAACAGUCGUCCCGCAGCGCGAGCAGGAAAGAGUCGGGGUCUGUGAGGAAACAGGAUGAGGAGAGGGAUGAGGACGACGAUGACGCACACAAGUGUGUGAAGGAGGAAGAGGAGGAGGAUGAAGGCGGCGAGCUGCAGGAGCGAGUGCACAGAGCACAGCGGGCUAAACGAGCACAGCGCAGGAGACCGGGACGGAACGAGAACCUGCAGCCUGACGACAGCGAGAACGACGAGAACGACAAGAAGAACUUCCGGAACGGAGAGAAUGGAGAGAGAGCGCACCUGCGGGCCCGCGAGAUGAACGGUGCAUCAUGGGAGUUGCGCCACUUUUACCCGUCUCAGAUCGUACCGUUGGGUCUGAACCGUAUCCCCCCACCCAUCCGCCCCCCGCCCCCCCGCUCACCACCCAAAUGUGUUCAGAUGGAGCGUCACGUGAUCCGCCCUCCCCCCAUCUGCCCUCCUCCUGAUAGGCUGCCGCUGGCCGAUGGGCGGAGCCACGUGGUGCAGCGUGAAGCCUGGUUGGCUAUUUUCAGUCACCUGAGUCACCGUGAGCUGUGCGUGUGCAUGCGGGUGUGUCGUACCUGGAACCGCUGGUGCUGUGAUAAACAUCUGUGGACGAAGAUCAACGUGAGCCGCUGUAAGUCCAUCACCCCUCUGAUGCUGAGUGGAAUAAUCCGGAGACAGCCGGUCAUGCUGGACCUCAGCUGGACCAACAUCUCCAAGAAGCAGCUGAGCUGGCUUAUCAACAGACUGCCCGGUCUGCGUGUGUUGAUACUGUCGGGUUGUUCCUGGGUGGCUGCUUCCGCCCUCUGUACCUCCAGCUGUCCUCUCCUGCGCUCUUUGGACCUGCAGUGGGUCGAAGGACUGAGAGAUACACAGAUUAAAGACCUGCUGUCUCCACCUACAGACAACAGGCCAGGUCAGUUGGACACUCGGAGUAAGCUGCGGAACGUUCUGGAUCUGCGUCUGUCAGGGUUGGACAUCACCGACGUGUCUCUGCGUCUCAUCAUCAAAAACAUGCCACUGUUAAAACACCUGGAUCUGAGUUACUGUAACCACGUCAACGACCAGAGCGUCAACCUGCUGACCGCCGCCGGGACGACCACCCGCGACUCUCUCACACACAUCAACCUGUCAGUGUGUAACAGGAUCACGGAUCAGUCCCUGAGCUACUUUAAGCGCUGUGCGAGUAUCUGCCGUAUCGACCUGCGUUUCUGUAAGCAGGUGAGCAGGCAGGCGUGCGAGCGCUUCAUCGCCGAGAUGUCGGUCAGCGUGUCUUUCGGCCUGAAGGAGGAGAAACUCCUGCAGAAGCUCAGCUAACACACACACACACACACACACACACACACACACACACACACACACACUGACAAGGUGAACAUGCUGACACGGGACAUUAAAGCAUGUGUUGUACAAUAAAAUAUGUAUUUAAAUAAAGACGCAGGAUUGGAGGUCACACACACACACACACACGGUCAUCGUGUUGCUGUCGGAAACAGAAGUGCGAUGCAGCUGCUCGUGUGUGUGUGUGUGUUUGGGUUUAAUAUCGGUUUUGUUUUUUUAUCUCUAUAUAAUGGGAUUUUGAUAUAUUCGUGGUCUCGGUGUGCCGACGUUCCCGCUUCCGUAUCGCCAUGGUUACAACAUUUAAUUAUGAAAAUGCAUCACACAUCAGUUGUCUCGCUCGACAGGGCGGGGCUUACAUUACAUUUGAUCAACCAAUCACGUGCCAUCACCACUAGCCUUUUCUUUCUGUGAUCCGUUAAUGAUUAACUGCUCGAGCUGAAACUAAGCUCCGCCCCUCUGGCCUGAUCUUUAAGAAGCACGUUUGUUCAGAAUAAAGUCCUGAACAGAAGUUCUAGCUUCUGAAGCGUUCACGAGAGCGAUAUCGUGAAAUGACGGCGGUGGAUCGUGCCAUACUUUCACAUUUCAUACCUCAUUUUCCUCUUUUAGAAAUCAAAUCAAACGGAAGCUAAAAAACACGAAGUUUAUUUAUACGUUUGGAUUAAUGGAGUUCUGCUUUAAUAAUUAACGUAAAGGAAAUGUACAGAGUGUCGGCGAGAUGGACUUUACUCCAGGCUAAAGACGCAGAGUCCACGUGCCGCACGUGUCUCGGCUGAGCGACCGCGUCCGGGCCGUCGCGCUGUUCACCUCCGUCCCCCCAUCCCCUCCACCCCCUCCACCUCUGCAUCACCUCCAUCCCCCCAUUGCCUCCACCUCUCCACCCCUCCUUAAACACACUCACCACUGCAACCAGGAACCUUUAGAGCAUCGGACACCAACUUAAACACUUCACUGUAAAUUUGCCUAUUUAUAUUUGUACGCAGUAAUAAAAGAAGAAAAGAAAA